Ixodes scapularis (black-legged tick) is the source of this 7003-nucleotide messenger RNA. RefSeq names its product contactin-associated protein-like 5 (gene axo). Lineage: Eukaryota; Metazoa; Arthropoda; Arachnida; Ixodida; Ixodidae. The transcript has 36 exons. The record is from RefSeq and is a predicted model, not a curated record. Bases 522 to 6017 code for a protein of 1831 amino acids.
GUGCGCCGUCCCGCGAACGCCGCGAACACGGGGAGUGUGGAAGCGGUCGACAGAUGUUCCUAGUCCGUUGUCGCGUCGAGUGCCGGCGAGUAGUCGACACCGAGAUUUAUCUACCGGCGUACUCGUGUAGCCAAACCUUUCUCGCUCCUCCAAAAGCUCGGACUCCUGCUACUGAGCGCGUCUCCGUACACAAUCACCACCACGUCGCCGGGCUCAACGUGCUUCAACGUUCUCGGGAUCGCUUCUAAAACCGGAUACAAGCACCCGACACUGACACGACUGAUCUGCGUCUACGGAGAACAGCCUGAUCAACCAGCCCCGUGUACUGAGGAAGGGAAAGAAAGAAAGAAGUACCAGAACAAGAAGCUCCCAAAAGGACGUAAUCUGUCGUCGCGUGGACUCGAACCAAAGAUGAUGUAGAAACUACUGCUUAAAACCUUGAAAAAAAAAAAAAAAAAAAGUCAGGCUGUUUGGUAACAUCAGGAGCGGCAGGGUGGUGCCGUCAGGGUUCUAUCGCCGCCAUGGUGUGCCAAAGGGGGUUCUGGACUUUUUCGGCGGUGUGCAGCCUACUCCAUCUGGUUGGUGUCGUGGAGUUUGGUGCGCGAGCGCAGUCGGACGCCGGUGAUGUCGUCACCAUGCAACCUAGCCAAAGCAGUGGCACCGGCGGGGACAGCAGCACGAACCGUGCCGGUGGAUACAAGCUGUCAUCUAGUCAAGUGUUCACUUUCCUUAAGGAGUCAUCCUUCUUGAGGGUGGAGCCAAAGUACUGGCCUCUGCAGCAUGCCAGAGAAGUCAGCUUCCAGUUCAAGACAGAAAAGCCACAUGGAUUGCUUUUCUACCACUUGCUCGAGGAGUCUUCCGAAGAAGACAGGGUGCCAAAUUACGAGCUGUACGUGAUGCUCGAAAAUGGGAGGCUCAAGAUCAUCCACAUCUUCAACACGGAAGGCAAUGAGGUCUUCUACAUGGGAAAAGGUCUGAACCAGGACAGGUGGCACACUGUGAACCUGCGGGUGGUGCCUUCAAAAGGGGAAAUGAGAAUUCGUGUUGACCAUGAAGAUCUCACUAUCAUCCUGUCGUCACUGAUGCAUCGAGGAGGCUACGACAUUGGAACAGAGGAUACGCCUUCACACUUGUACAUUGGAUCGAUUGACCCGCGCAACUCGUCUGUCGACCUGCACUACAACACGGACAGCUUCUUUGGCUGCCUGGGCAAGAUAUCCUUCCAUCUGGGUGACGGUGCGCCUGUGGAAGCGUCGCUUGUGGCCAGGGAAGACGUGAUCGAUGGGUGUGUGGACCUGUGCUCCAAGUAUGACUACUGCCUCAACGGGGGACGCUGCGUGAACCAUUACAGCUACUACGGCUGCGACUGCUUCGGAACGCGCUACGAGGACCACAUGUGCGGAUACGACAACCUGACGACCGUCACAUUGCGUGGGAACUCCUACAUUACGUAUCGCAUCUACGACUGGAAAGACAGGGUUCACUCCGAUUCCAAUAGGAUAGGCAUCGUGUUCAGGCUGUACGUUCCUGAGGCUGUGCUGUUCACGGUGACUGGGGAACACGACCCUAAGAAUGAAGUUGCUGCCAGCGUUAAGGGAGGCAUGCUCUUCUUCCAUCUCGACUUUGGAGACGGUCCUUUCAACGUCACCAUGGGGGCCAACCUUCACGACCAGAUGUGGCAUAAUUUCACCAUGAUCCACAAUGCCAACCAGGUCAGCCUGUACCUAGAUAAGUUGUCACACUCCAUCCGUCUGACCGACACCAACCACCACUUGCACCUGGAUCCAGACCUCUACAUCGGCGGUGUUCCACUCACCAGCAGAGAUGGUACGGCCGUCUUCCCGGGCCUGGUGACGGACCUGAAGCUGGUGGGCUGCAUCCGCGAAGUCUACUUCAACCGGGACAACUGCCUCCAGUCGCUGAGGAAAGGGGAGCCCAAUGCGCGCCACAUUGGGAUCUUUCCCGUCGAGUAUGGGUGUGCGCUUGUGGACACAAUCCCGCUCACAUUCCCGUUUGCCGAGUCUCGGCUCAAACUCAACCUGCCGAGCGCGCGGAGGCUCGACAUCUCGGUCGACUUCAAGACGCACCAGAACGAGACUGUCAUUGCUUCGAGCCUCCUCCGGUCCGACAAGGGACAGGGAUUCUGGGAGAUUCGCCUCAAGAAAGGAACGGCCAUCUUCACUAUUGUCCCGGACGAAACGAAUCCGUCGCACUAUUGGUUCCUGAGUAAAGGGAAGCAACUCACUGACGGGCAGUGGCACCAAGUUGGAGUCGUCUUUGAAAAUGAGGUGGUGGAGCUCACAAUCGACUUUAACCGCAAGUUAAGGGACACUUACAAUCGUCCAGUCGAGCUGGUGGGACCCCUGGUGAUUGGUGGGUUUCCCAAGGAGCAUGUCAUGGGUUUUGUGGGGUGCAUCCGGGACAUCUACGUGGCAAAGGAGUGGGUGGACCCCCGCAAGGUGGUGGGCACUGAGUACGCCCACGGAGAGGUCUCCCUGGACAACUGUCGUCUCAUCAACCUGUGCAACAACCCCAAUGCCUGCGAGCACGGGGGACAGUGCUACCUUGAGGGCAACCAGUUCAAGUGCAACUGCAACGGGACGGGCUACACGGGCAAGACGUGCCACUUCUCCACAUACAAACGGACGUGCCAAGAGCUGUUCCUCGUGGGCUACCGGAAGUCGGGCACGUACAAGAUCGACAUCGACCGCAAUGGUCCUCUACCUCCUGCCCACGUCGAGUGCGACAUGCAGCGUCCCGACGGGUCCAUAGCCACCAAGGUCAACCACAACAUGCAGCGGGAAAUGGUGGUGCGCAAGUACGGCCUGGAAGGGUUCUACAUGGACAUCACAUACCGCGAGUUCACCCCUGAAAUGUUGCAGUCACUCAUCUAUGCAUCGAAACAGUGUUACCAGCACAUCACUUAUGAGUGCUUCAAGGCUCCCUUGGGGCUGCAGAGCUACACCUGGAUGGAGUCGUCGGCGGACAACCGUUACGUUUCGAGCAUCGGCAGCGACCACCCCGCCUGGUGUCAGUGUGCGGAGACACGGAGCUGCUCUAACGCUUCGCGGUUGUGCAACUGCGACGUGGGCGACGCGCGCUGGCGCCUCGACGAGGGAGUGUACCACCGCAAGGAGGACCUCGGGAUUGUGCGCAUCUACAUGCUGCAACCCAAGGGCUUGGCACACGAUGCCGAAGCGAGGAUGACCCUUGGGCCCCUGGAGUGCACGGACACCAACACGCAACAGUACGUGAUCACAUUCAAGACAGCUCCUUCUUACUUGGAAGUACAAACUGGCUGGAGGCGUGGAGACCUUGCCUUCAGCUUCAGGACUUCUAGCAAGCGUGCAGUCGUUCUGUAUCAGGCUGCAUUGCACGACAAGCAUGGCUACCUCCUUGCCAUGAUCACCAGUGACUACGAGCUGUCUUUCGAGUACACGGUAAAUGGGGAGCCGCGCAUUGUGAAGUUGCUAUCCCGCAGCCGCCUGAACACGGGGGAGUGGCAGCAGGUGUGGCUGGACCACGACACGCACCACAUGCGUUUCACCGUCAACCUCGACUCGGUCAUGGUCGACCUCGGCAAGGACGAGGGAGUCGGGCCUUUCGAGGGGCCCCUCUACAUCGGGGGAGCGCCCAAGGACCUCCUGACGCAUCCAGACAUCACGGAAGGUUUCAUUGGCUGCUUCAGGGGACUCAUUAUCAACAACCAUGUUGUCAAUCUUUACAAUCAUCUGAGCAGAAGGAAUAGAAAGAGGGUGCCCGACAUUGUGAUGGACUGCCAGCCUUCCUGCUCGUCCAAUCCGUGCCAAAAUGGAGCCACCUGCCACGAAAACUGGGGCUCGUACAACUGUGAGUGCGAGAACUCGUUGGCGCACAGUGGCACCAACUGUGAAAACAACCUGAACCAGAACUCCAUGACGUUCAUCACUUCGAGCUCGUGCUACCACCGGGCAACCCUGGGCAACAUCUCUGACCCCGUGCUGGCGGAGAACAUCCUGCUCAGCUUCCGGACAUACCAGUCGGAGGCCCUGCUCCUCUAUUCUUUCAACCACCUCAACAACUUUGUGCAGCUCCACUUUGAAAAGCGCAAGCGCGUCGUCUUCACCUUCAACUCGCAGAGGUCCAUCGUGCAGGGGUUUGUGGAGGCCCCAGACCUGGCAACUGGACGAAUCGUCCAAGUGUUUGUGGACAGGCACGCAGACUACACCGUCUUGCAAGUGAAUGGGAACAAUGUCACCAUCCCUCACCCUGCUGUGUUCCUCACCACAUACUACAAGGACCCCUGGAUACAGGGAGAACAACUCGAGUUGGUGAAGCCGGCCCGUGGGACGUUCGAGAGCGUCCCAAACAGUCAGAUGUACCUGGGAGGGGUGGACUUCAUGGGUGCCACCACAAACCUUCCCGGCCUGGUGGGCUGCCUCCAGGGUCUGCGCAUUGGCAACGUCCAAGUCGACCUCAUCAAGGACGUCGAGAACCAGAACGUGACCAAAGGUCAGAUUCGCCCGGGCUGCAAGAUGAUGUGCGACUCCACGCCGUGCCACCACAGUGGCCUCUGCAUCGAGGACUGGAAGAACAAUCUGACAAGUUGUGACUGCUCUAUGACGUCUUACCAGGGAGAUGUCUGUCAGACCGACAUUGGGGCCCAGUUUGAUGGCAAGGCAUGGAUCGAGUACAUGUUCAUGCCCGAGACAUCGGGACAGGACCGCAUUUCCAUCCUCCUGGCCUUCUCGACCAAGGCAAAGGCUAGCGUGCGGCAAGCCAUCCUCCUUGUGCAGUACGCUCAAAGCCAACAUUACGUCCUGGUCGCAGUGACGCCGGAGGGGGCGCUUCAAAUACAGGAAAACCAUGCAUCUGCAAAGGUGUUUGGCAAGCAGACUGGGAACUUUGCCGAUGGCUUUCGUCACUGGCUGCACUACAAGCGUAUUGAAAACGAUGCUAGGGUGGUGGUUGAUGGAAAGGAGUACGUCCUGACAAGCACCACUCCUGACACCUCCGGACCCACGGUCGACAUCAGCUCUAGUUUAGUCGUGGUCGGUGGCACAAAGCGAGACCCGAGGUUUGGAGACUACGGAGACUUCCAGGGAUGUGUGUCCAAUGUGGUGGUGGAACUUCGUACCUUGAACAUCAGGCCACUGGAGACGUACUUUGGCUACCAGAAAGGUGCCCUUGAAAAGGUCAAGGUGUACGGGACGCUGCGGGAAGGCCGAUGUGCUGAGUUUGCGGCCAUUAUCGGAGACAAGACAGAGGCCAUCUUCAAACCACCUGCUGUAAAUGUUCCCGAAUGGCAUAGGGUCAAUCCCGUACUGGUGCCCUAUAAAAACAACUUUUUCCACCCACAAGCAACGAAGUUGCUCUAUGCAAAAGCAACAAGCACACGAGUGGCUGUGAUCAUGGCAGUGGUGCUUAUUGUGGUCCUCAUUGGCGUCUUCCUGUACGCCUGGCGGCUCCAGAAGCGCCACAAGCACCAGAAGCUCCGUGAGGACAUGUCCUACUUCCGGCGUGGCGGGGGUUCCUACAGCACUGCCAACCCUCCCAAGCGCAAGUCCAACAACUCUCCUGUGAAAGCGGUGAGCUUCAGCAGCCGGAACAACGACUAUCGGCCGCUGCCACAGACGAAAAACGAGAUGUUGUCGUCGACACCUCGGCCCUCCGUGGACAUCGUGAAGGCGAGGUCUCCAUCCAUUGCCAUGAAUAGCAGUCCUCCCAAGCCCAUCCUGAACAACCGGAACUCCACACCUCUGGCACUUUCGCCCAUCGUCAAUGGUCUAGGGGACUUGAAGUCCAAACGGCCUGUGUCAACAGCGUCUCAGGAGCUCGAAUGGGACCCUGCCGCCGACAGCGGACUCCUGACGUCUGCGGAAUUGAGUGCCAUGGAUCCGGGAGACGAAGACGGCCUUCCCGAGACGCCGAGGAAGAACAGCGGCUCGGAAGAGAUGCUGUCGAAUGUCUACAAGCUGGCAGACUAUAGUGGUAGCUUGAUUUUCACAAACACACCUUACGAGUCCGCCAGCGACUGAGACUUCUCUUCGCACCUUGUUUGCGGGAGGUCGAGGGUGCCGCAGAGUUGCCCCGGUGUUUAGUGCCUCCCCACAGAGUCCCAUCUGCCCAUCUACAACGGCAAACGUUCAUGACGCUCUGGAUAAUGCGCAUGUGCUCAACUUUUAACGCUGAAGCUAGCGGCCAAAUGUUGUGCCUCCAUAAACUCUACCUCCAUUGUUAAGGUUGUCCCAUAGUCAUGAACCCGCCUGCGCCGAAUCCGGGAGCUGCGGCUGUUUUAGUCUGUUGGUCAGCAAGUGACUGUGUCGGCAAAAGAGUGACUAGAAAAGAUUUUUGCUGCCCUAGUGUGUUUAUUAAAGAUUGGCGUUAGGUACUUGAUGGAGAUUUAGUGACUCCUAGCUGUUGUGACGAUUUAGAUUGGGAAAACUAGGGGAGCUGUGAGUAUCUGGUGAAAAGAAGGCCUGUACAAGAAGCAGUGUUGUCUUCAGCGUUUAUGGCUACCGUGAGUUGGCAUUCUGUAGAUCAGGUGCAUUUCUGUGUCAGCCACGUGGCUCCAUGUGCUCUUGGCUAUCUAGUUCAAGAUGUGACCUGCCAAGUCAAGACUGGUGGUGUUGUGACAGAAGGAACUGUAGCUGUCCAUUGCCAUACUGACUAAUCAAUUUGUUUGUGAAUUGUCUUUCUUUACUGCAUGGUACUUUGUUUGAUAAAGGACAUGUUGAUGAACAGAUAUUUUGAUGUGUCACUGCUGUUCUUUGCUUUUGGUGUCGUUACUGCUCCAAACUUCAUUCGUUUUAUUCAUUAUUUUUUUUGUCUUGUGUUUUAUAGUUAGAUGCCCGAGAUUGUUGAUCAUAGUGGAGCUUCUCAGUUGUUGUAUUGUUGGUUUCACCAGCUUCUUUUUGUUUUGACCAGUUGUUUUAUUAGGGUUUGUUCCUGAAGUAUGUGUUCAACCCAUCAAGUGUACUUAACCGCAUGACUGUUAAUAAAGCAUGCAGGCAUGUUGUGUUCA